AUGAAAUAUAUGGCUGCUGUCCUUAUUCUAGCCGCCGUUGCCGUUGCUGCUCCAGUAGAGGUUGAGAAACGCAGCGACACCUGCACCAAUACGGCUAAUGUCGCUUGCUGCGAAAUCCCGGCUGUCCUCGGCAUUACUCUUCUCUGCGAUGCCCUGCAGCCAGGGCAGCAGUGCUCGGGUUAUUCUUACUGCUGCGAGAACGAGGGCGAUGGUGGUAUCAUCAAUGUGAACAUUCUCGACUGCACUCAGAUCUUCUAG
Messenger RNA from Metarhizium acridum CQMa 102, 258 nucleotides. NCBI's taxonomy places the organism in Eukaryota, Fungi, Ascomycota, Sordariomycetes, Hypocreales, Clavicipitaceae. The record is from RefSeq and is a predicted model, not a curated record.